Molecule: messenger RNA, 483 nt
Organism: Diachasma alloeum
Lineage: Eukaryota; Metazoa; Arthropoda; Insecta; Hymenoptera; Braconidae
Exons: 1
Coding region: 1-483 (160 amino acids)
Molecular function (GO): protein binding
Source: RefSeq, a predicted model, not a curated record
AUGCUUAUCCAGGAAGUCCUAGAUGACAUCCAAAGACACAAUCUCGUCCCCGACAUGAUCACCUGGGGAGUCCUAGCCCUGGGCUGUCAAACUCUGGACGACGCUAAAGUCCUCCUCGAUGGUCUCGAUGCCACAGGUCACACCUUAAAUCCCGUGAUCGCUGGAUCCCUCCUAGGAAAUGCCUGUUGUACGAAUAAAAUUGCCUACAUCCUUGAAAUCCUCAGAAUUAUGAGCAUACAUCGCAUCCGUCCCAGCAAACACAUCUACACUCUUCUCGACAAAUACAAACUUAAAGUAGAAGACACCUUGAAAUACGAGCAAUCUGCAAAACUUUACGGAAACGAGCAGUUUCAACAAAAGUUUGAGGUCUUCAAAAAUCGUUACGAAAAAUUUCAACAGAAAUUCGAUCGAGAAGAAAAGCAUGAGCAGAUCAGAAAACGAAAAAGCCUACCAUUAAUAACUGUAUCAUCUGUAAAUCUGUAA